AUGCAAGUAUUCGUUAAGACUCUCACCGGAAAGACUAUCACCCUCGAGGUGGAAAGCUCUGACACGAUCGACAAUGUCAAAGCCAAGAUCCAGGAUAAGGAAGGCAUUCCUCCGGAUCAGCAGAGGCUUAUCUUCGCCGGAAAACAGCUAGAGGAUGGCCGUACCUUGGCCGACUACAACAUCCAGAAGGAAUCCACCCUUCAUUUGGUCCUCAGGCUCCGUGGUGGUAUGCAGAUAUUCGUCAAAACCCUUACCGGAAAGACGAUCACGCUCGAGGUGGAGAGUUCUGAUACCAUCGACAACGUGAAAGCCAAAAUCCAAGAUAAGGAGGGAAUCCCACCGGACCAGCAGAGAUUGAUCUUCGCCGGAAAGCAGUUGGAAGAUGGCCGUACCCUAGCCGACUACAAUAUCCAGAAGGAGUCCACGCUUCAUCUUGUGCUCAGGCUUCGUGGUGGUAUGCAGAUCUUCGUGAAGACUCUUACCGGAAAGACUAUCACUUUGGAGGUGGAGAGUUCCGAUACCAUUGAUAAUGUGAAGGCCAAAAUCCAGGAUAAAGAAGGCAUUCCUCCAGAUCAGCAGAGAUUGAUCUUUGCCGGGAAGCAACUUGAGGACGGUCGCACCUUGGCCGAUUACAACAUUCAGAAGGAGUCUACACUUCACUUGGUCUUGCGUCUCCGUGGUGGUAUGCAGAUCUUUGUGAAGACUCUCACUGGCAAGACCAUCACAUUGGAAGUUGAAAGCUCCGACACCAUUGAUAAUGUGAAGGCCAAGAUCCAAGAUAAGGAAGGUAUUCCUCCGGACCAGCAGCGUCUCAUCUUCGCCGGAAAACAGCUUGAGGAUGGUCGCACAUUAGCUGACUACAACAUUCAGAAGGAGUCUACACUUCACUUGGUCCUCCGUCUACGUGGUGGUAUGCAGAUUUUUGUGAAGACGUUGACCGGAAAGACAAUCACACUGGAGGUGGAGAGCUCCGACACCAUUGACAACGUUAAGGCGAAGAUCCAGGACAAGGAAGGCAUCCCUCCGGACCAGCAGCGUCUCAUCUUCGCUGGAAAGCAGCUCGAGGAUGGUCGCACACUCGCUGACUACAACAUUCAGAAAGAAUCGACUCUCCACUUGGUCCUCCGUCUUCGUGGUGGUCUCCGAAAACUUGCUUCUUGCGUCUCUCUUAUGAACUUCCAAUAG
Microthlaspi erraticum is the source of this 1185-nucleotide messenger RNA. NCBI's taxonomy places the organism in Eukaryota, Viridiplantae, Streptophyta, Magnoliopsida, Brassicales, Brassicaceae. The record is from the annotation of a GenBank genome assembly.